This is a messenger RNA of Cryptomeria japonica (Japanese cedar), 1699 nucleotides long. Its product is annotated as phosphatidylglycerophosphate phosphatase PTPMT2. The transcript is spliced from 7 exons. The coding region runs from base 457 to 1383 and encodes 308 amino acids. Gene Ontology annotation, molecular function: phosphatidylinositol-4,5-bisphosphate 5-phosphatase activity; protein tyrosine/serine/threonine phosphatase activity. Lineage: Eukaryota; Viridiplantae; Streptophyta; Pinopsida; Cupressales; Cupressaceae. The record is from RefSeq and is a predicted model, not a curated record. Gene Ontology annotation, biological process: protein dephosphorylation.
CGUCGGCCCCAUUUCGAAUAUCUGCUGGUUGGGCGUUAGGUCAAGUGGAGCACCCCCUGUUUGUACUAAAAGAGAAAAAAAGGUUAAAAAAAAAACUGGAAAAACGUGAAAACAAGGGAACAAACAUACAAAAUCCAAAAAAAAAAAGACGUACGCAAAUUCCAAGUAGUUUUUGUUCUCUCAGCGAAACAGUCGGAAAUUUCGGUUCAAUUUUCACGCGAUGUUUAGUUUGAGAUUUGUUUGUUUCAAUUUGACGCAUGGUUUGAUGGCUUCAUAAAUCAGCAGAAGCAGCGGCGAUCUUGAAGACACAUCGCCGGCCGUGGCCUUUGCAUUUCGUUGAUCCGUUUCGACUAGGGUUUCGGAUCCGGUCGGGCCUGCUUUCUGAUACUGUUGUUGUUCUUCUACCAGAUCAUUUUUGGAGGGUCUGAAUUGAAUUCCAGGGUUGAUUAUCUCGUAAUGUUGUGGCAGGCUUUAAAGUUGUCAUCUGGAUUUGGAUCAACACUAAUCCGAAGUUUAUCACAGAGAAUCUUGUUUAUUUUAAAUUUAACACAUUAUUGCAAAUUUAUAACCAAAAGGAUGGUAGCGAUAAGAAUUUCAAAGGCUGAACCUAACCAGUCUCCAUGUAAGGCUGUUCAUGGUGAUGGCACUGAACAUGAAUAUGAAGUCAGUGAUGGAAAACUUGAGAAAACUGCUAAGAGGGCCUUUGUAGGUGCAGGAGCUCGAGUACUGUUCUACCCAACCCUCUUAUACAACGUUGUCCGUAACAAGCUUCAACCAGAGUUUCGAUGGUGGGAUCAGAUUGUUCAGUUUCUCAUUUUAGGUGCUGUUCCAUUUCGUAAAGAUGUGCAUCGCCUUAAAGACCUGGGUGUAGUAGCUGUUGUUACCCUGAAUGAGCCAUAUGAAACUUUGGUGCCAUCCUCUAUGUACCAGGAUGAAGGUAUCAAGCAUCUGGAAAUCCCCACUAGAGAUUAUCUUUUUGCUCCAUCAUUUGAAGAUAUUCGUCAAGCUGUAGAAUUUAUUCAUGAGCACGUGAUAAUGGGGAAAACAACUUAUGUCCAUUGUAAAGCUGGGCGAGGUCGCAGUACAACUAUUGUUCUCUGUUAUCUGGUAGCACACAAGGGAAUGAAUCCUGUUGAUGCAUAUGCAUACGUGAGAUCAAAAAGACCGAGGGUUUUGUUAGCACAUUCUCAGUGGCAGGCAGUUCGGGAGUAUUACCUAAAGAUACAUGGCAGUAGUUCUGAGAACCUCCAAUUUCCUAUGCCGUUUGAUGAUAAUUAUGAAGACUCGGCUGUGUUUGUUACAAACUCCGAUUUAGAUGGAUACAAAAGUAGCGAGGAAAUUUGCAUUGUGGAAAAAGAGUUUAUAAAAAUUACAAAUGCUUAAGACAUAAUGGCUUGCAGAGAUCGCAACAGAUUUUGUGCAAUGGCAGGUGCUUACAGCACAUUCAAAUCAUUCUGGUUUAUAGAAGAGAUUUUAGGCUGAAAGAAGGUUACCACAAAUAUUUAGUUCACGGGGGGUACUUAAAGAUUGCCGCAGUCUUUUUUUAGCUCUUUGCAGAGCAAGUAAUAGUGUGCAUGUAGUGAACCUACAUGCCACAAUUGAGUAGCCAACAUUGUAAGAUCAUUACAUGUAAUCGGAGGCAGGUAAUUUUUUUUUUCAGAUCUGCCUUUAUUCAAAUCAAGUGUUUAAAUUGGCUGUA